CUAAGAAACUAAGGAUGAAGCUCCUUUUUGUAGCUGCCUUUGCAGUCUUUGUGCUGUCUAGCUUUGACAAGGCUGACUCCUCAGCUUAUGACAAAAUAGUAGCUCACAGUCGUAUCAGGGCAAGAAAAGAGGGACCCAAUGUCUGCGCUCUCCAGCAAGUCAUGGGGACCAAGAAGAAGUACUUUAGCACUUGCCGCAAUUGGUACCAAGGAGCCAUCUGUGGAAAGAAAGCGACUGUGCUUUAUGAGUGCUGCCCAGGUUACAUGAAGCUGGAUGGCAUGCCUGGUUGCCCCGCAGUGGCACCGAUUGAUCACGUGUAUGGCACUUUGGGUAUGGUGAAAGCCACAUCCACCCAGAGCUACUCAGACAUCUCCAAGCUGAGGCCUGAGAUUGAGGGGUCUGGAUCCUACACCUUCUUUGCCCCCAGCAACGACGCCUGGGAGCUUUUGGACCCAGUAGUGAGGAGUGCAUUGGUCAGCAACGUCAACAUCGAGUUGUACAACGCCCUCCACUAUCACAUGGUCAACAAACGCCUCUUGACCAAAGACUUGAAGAACGGAAUGACUGCCACCUCCAUGUACAAUGACCUCGGCCUCUUUAUCAACCAUUACUCCAACGGGGUAGUGACCGUGAACUGUGCCAGGAUCAUCCACGGUAACCAGAUUGCCACCAACGGUGUGGUGCACGUCAUUGACCGCGUCAUUAGUGCUGUAGGAAACACCAUCCAGGACGUGAUUGAGGUUGACGACGAUCUGUCAACUCUGAGUGACGUGGCUCUUGCCUCUGGUUUGCUGGACAAGCUGGGUCAGGCAGGACAGUACACUCUCUUCGCACCCACCAAUGAAGCUUUUGACAGGCUGGGCAGAGAUGUGCUGAACCGAAUUAAGACCAACAAGGAGGCCCUCCAAGCUCUGCUGAAUUUCCACCUCCUGAACUCAGUCCAGUGCUCGGAGGCCAUCAUGAGCGGCACCUCCUAUGAGACGCUGGAGGGCAAGAACAUUGAGAUCGGCUGUGAUGGCGACAGUCUCACAGUCAAUGGUGUCAAGAUGGUACGGAAGAAGGACAUUGUCACCUCCAACGGUGUCAUCCACCUCAUUGACCAAGUGCUCAUGCCUGACUCAGCUAAGCAGGUGAUGGAACUGACCGACAGUUCCCAGUCCACCUUCAGUGACCUGGUGUCCGAGCUGGGCCUGUCUGCCGCCAUGAGACCAGAGGCUGAAUACACUCUGCUCGCUCCCCUCAACGUUGCUUUCAAUGAUGAGGUAAUGUCCAUGGAUCAGAGUUGGCUCAGGAUCAUCCUGGAGAACCACAUCUUGAAGAGAAAGAUUGUUUUGAGCGAACUCUACAAUGGCCAGCAGUUGGAGACCAUUGGAGGAAAGUUUCUGAGGGUCUUCAUCUACCGCUCCGCGGUGUGCAUUGAGAAUUCGUGUCUGGUAAGAGGCAGUAAAGAGGGAAGCAACGGAGCCCUUCAUGUCAUGAGGAUGCUGAUGAAGCCGGCCGAGAAAAAUAUGUUUGAGAUUCUGACGGAAAAUGGAGGCUUCAAGAUCUUUUUGUCCCUGGUAGAAACUGCUGGCUUGACUGACCUACUGAAACAGGAGGGAGAUUUUACUCUGUUUGCCCCCAGUGAUAAAGCUUUUGCUUCUGUGAGCGAGAGGGAAUUGGACAUGCUGAGGGGUGAUAUCAAUGCCCUCAGAACCAUCCUUCUGUAUCACUUCAAUAAUGGCGUCUUCCUUGGUGGAGGUUUGGAGAGUGGGGUGACAAACCUUCUCAAGACUCUCCAGGGCAACAACCUCAAAGUGGUGUUUGCAAACAACAGCGUGCAAGUGAAUUCUGUCAAAGUCCCUGAGUCUGAUAUUAUGGCCACUAAUGGGGUCGUUCACUUUGUCAACAGUCUGCUGUAUCCUGAAGAUAUCCCUGUUGGAAGCCAGAAUCUCCUUGGGCUGUUGCGGAGGCUUAUCACUUACAUCCAGAUCAAGUACGUUUCUGGAUACAGAUACCAGGAAAUUCCCCUCACAUUUAUGAAGAGGAUCGUCACUCGUGUCAUCCAGGAAGGGGACCCUACCUUCACAAAGGUUACCAGGGUCAUCGGGGGUGGUGACCCCAAAUUAACAAAGGUUACCAGAGUCAUCCAGAGUGGUGAGCCCAAAAUCACCAAGGUUACCAGGGUCAUCGAUGGUGGUGAGCCCACCUACACCAAAGUCACCAGGGUUGUCUCAGGCCCGAGUUACUCAGUCAGCAGUAGCACCUCCAACAUAGAUCUGGAAGGUACUGACGUUUCCCAUAUUACUAUUGAGGGGGACCCAAACGUGCUGAGCCUUGACUCUGAAAAAAUUACCAAAUUCAUCCAAGAAGGAGGGGAUCCAAGAAGAGGCCCUGGCCGAAGACCAGCUAACCCCAGGAGGAGGACAAGACUGGCCCAAGACAAGAAAGACGAGUGAACAUUGAUAAAUCAGAAUACCGAAAGUGUGUAGACAAAGAGAGCGACACAACCCAGAGCGGACGCUAGUGGUCUUGGCAUGGAAUGUCAGCGUUUUUAGAUAUACUGUAAUUGCCAUAAAUGACAUAAAUAAAACCGUUUUCAUAAACAAUUCAAUGGUGCUUCAAAUGUAUACCUAAAAUGAGGGUGCAAUGUCUGAAAAGAGUUUUAUAAACCGUAUAUGUAAAUAGUUUUCAAAUGAGGAUUUUGGCAUGACUUUAAAGACAUGGAGCGAGUCAGGGUAGCAAUAAAAUCCUUCAAAUCCAAGCUAUUAGAGUCACAAUAAAAGCCUUUCUGUCCUACAGUUUGCUAUGCUUUUUCUAGAGGUGAGGCUUGAGUUUUAUUAGACAUCUGGAAAGAUUGUAUAAUUCAUCUCAGUUUGAUGAAGCUUUUGGGGUGCAUACAUUGAAAAUGAAACUUUUAUUGGGAUGUACUUUCAGGCUCAAACUGUAAUAUUCUUUUCAUUUCUCAGAUUGUAUGUUGUUAAAAAUUCAUGUUCAUCUUGUCUGUGUUUGUAAUAUUUGGAGCAAUUUAUCAACAACAGUGCAGACUGUCUCGUUUGUAUUUUCUAAACAUUUUCCAAUAAAAACGCAUUCUUUGA
This is a messenger RNA of Myripristis murdjan (pinecone soldierfish), 3077 nucleotides long. It is a transcript of the gene postnb, whose product is annotated as periostin, osteoblast specific factor b. Bases 15 to 2438 code for a protein of 807 amino acids. Gene Ontology annotation, cellular component: extracellular matrix. Gene Ontology annotation, biological process: cell adhesion; extracellular matrix organization. Gene Ontology annotation, molecular function: cell adhesion molecule binding. NCBI's taxonomy places the organism in Eukaryota, Metazoa, Chordata, Actinopteri, Holocentriformes, Holocentridae. The record is from RefSeq and is a predicted model, not a curated record. The transcript is spliced from 22 exons.